CUGCGUGGCCCCUGGGCGCAUGGCGCCCAGCAGCACCAAAAGGACUACAGUGAUAUAGACACUUAUUUAACUAGGUCUAUUGAAAUCAGCUUGAUAAAAUCAGUGUGUCAUGACUGUUCUGCAGUCCAUCAUUCUGACCGGUAGAACAUAUAGAAAUUUUGUAUACUAUUUUAUUAUUGGGAGUUUGUACAAGAAGUGGCUGUGGUGCACCUAAGAAAUUAUACAAAAUGUACAUGUCAUGUGAGCACCACUGAUUCAUCAAAGUAACUCAAAAUAAUUCUUAUAUAUUAUCCAAAGGUGUUUGACUGCUAACAUAUGAGAUUCCAUUGCAGACAGAGCAGUGAAGUUGAUUGUAAAGGACCCAAGAUUGGAGGAAAAAAUGGAGAAAAAGUCAAGGGGCAGAUCUUUCAAGACAAAUGCAGCCCAGAAAUUGCAUACUCCCAAAGUCCGUGUGUUUGGACGAUUGGUUACUCCCCAGCCUGGUGGAACUCCGUCUUGGAAUGGGAGUCAUCAGGCUCCGUAUCGGGUUACAUACACUUGGAACCGCGGUGGGAGGUUAAAAGAACUCCGCAUCAGACACCUGGCUAGAAAGUUCCUCUAUUUGUGGGCGAAAAAGACAUUUGGACAAGUUCUUCCUUCCAAAGCCAGAGCAAUUGCAUUGGUUUCUGCGCAGACAUGCCAGAUUUACACCAAUGAAGAAUUUGGCCUUUCAUUUUAA
Pelodiscus sinensis (Chinese soft-shelled turtle) is the source of this 718-nucleotide messenger RNA. Lineage: Eukaryota; Metazoa; Chordata; Testudines; Trionychidae. The record is from RefSeq and is a predicted model, not a curated record.